AUGAAGCGCUCCUUCAACAGGGCGAUCUCUGCAAAUUCCAGGUUCGUGUCUCACCAGUGGCUCAGUGCUACAAAUCCCGACCCCACCUUUCAGCAGCUAACCGUCCUUCAGACUGCGCUGAAGAACAUCCUCGCGGGCGCCGAGUUGAAGCGCCCACCGGCAGAUGAGCUCAUCUGGGGCCGCAUGAAAUCCCCCACGGUGGCCGACUUCCAGCAAGUCUUCCUGUGGUAUGACUACUUCUCGAUCCCACAGAGUGCUGCCAGGGCUGAGGAGAGAAGGGCAGCUAUUGAUUCCAUCUGCUCCUUCGUGUCCCGGUGCUUCUUCUUCGUGAUCCUCUGCCCCACCUUGCGCCAUGAGGAAGGCUACCUGGUCAGUCGGGCCACCUGGGCACAGCGUGGCUGGACGCGCAUGGAGCGCAUGGCGCAGGAGCUGGGCCGCGAAGAUGUUUGCGUCAUCUCGGUGCAGAUGGCUUCUCACCCAACCCUGGAUACAAGCAUUGGUGGAGUGGGCGAUCCUGGAAGAGCGCCUGGGAUGGGGCACUUCACAGUUGACGAUGACCGCAAGCCAUUGGGCUCGGUUAUGCACCAACUGAUCGGGAGCAAGUUGGCCUCCUUCCUUGUGAAGGGUGAUUUCCACAACUACAGGUUCCUGAUGUGUCUUCAGGGACGGUGCCUUGGUGGUCUUGGCACUGGGCCUUUGGAGGCCUUGGCGCCUGGGUUCUCCACCGAGAUCGACCCUUUCUCGGAGCCAGACGCCUUUGUGGUGGCGCGCUUCCUGCAUGAGACUGGCUUCAAGCAUGUGCGGGAACGCGAUGCUGCUGGCUGGACCCCCAUUUGCUACGCAGUCUUGAAAGAUGAUCCCUUUCUGGUGGAGGCGCUCGUGAACAGCAGGGCGGACGUCAAUGACUCCAUAUCGAAAGGGAAGUACGAGGCCAAGCUGCCUCGGCACCUUCCGAUCCUCCAGAUUGCUUGCGCAUACCAUUGCAAUCGGGCUAUGUGCGCCCUUUUGUCGGCUCGAGCCAACGUCAACGCGCAAGCUGGAAUUGGAGGGACGGCUCUCACCGUGGCAGCCGCCUACAACAACAUGGACGCCGUGCAGCUGCUCGCGAAGGCAGACGUCGAUCCGGACAUCGACGUGUUUCCAGGUACCAGUGCCUUCAAGGUGGCUUGUGGCCACAGUGGUCCAGAGACGAUUAGGGAGAUGAUGCGUCUCUUCCCAGUGAACUUGCGUUUCUCGUUGCACUGCGGGCUUGCUUUCUUUGCCGAAGGGCACACCGUCCGCUACCUCAUCGAAGCCAGGGCUGAUAUCAACGAGCAGCUGAGCAUUCCAAUGAGGAAAGGUACCUGGUGGGCGGUAUUGAAGGCACUCAGUCUCCGCCAUCGCUUUAGUCCCUCCCCCUUGACCUACUUGGCAUACCACCAUCGCGGAGCCACGCCCCUGAUGUUCAGCAUCAUGACCGGCAACUUCGAAGCUGCGUGUAUUCUAGUUGCAGCGGGCGCGCGCUCAGACCUUCGGAACUACCGAGGGAGAACUGCCCAAGACAUGGUGGAGGAGCUAGGUGCGCCCAUCUCACUGGAUCGAGGAUAUCUAGAGGCGUUGGGCCUCGCCGCGACAUCUCUCCCGAGGUGUUCUCAGGAAGAAUCCGCGGAGGUCGAUUACCUGAUCUCUGAAAGCGUCUGA
Symbiodinium natans is the source of this 1680-nucleotide messenger RNA. The record is from the annotation of a GenBank genome assembly. NCBI's taxonomy places the organism in Eukaryota, Dinophyceae, Suessiales, Symbiodiniaceae.